Molecule: messenger RNA, 852 nt
Organism: Knipowitschia caucasica
Lineage: Eukaryota; Metazoa; Chordata; Actinopteri; Gobiiformes; Gobiidae
Source: the annotation of a GenBank genome assembly
AUGCAUGUCUGUCUCUCUCUGCCAAGGACCCGUGUGGACCGCAGCUCACGUUUGGUCAUGGGGCCGGUGCCGUGUGUGUCUCUGAACACCGGGGCCCAGAUGCCACUGCUGGGUCUGGGGACAUACAAGUUGGUGGGGGCCCAGACGGUGCUGCAGGCCGUGGACGCCGCUCUUGCUGCUGGAUACCGCUCCUUUGACACGGCGGCGGUUUAUCGUAACGAGGCCGAUGUGGGACGAGCCCUGAAGGAGCUUAUGCCCAAAUAUGGGCUCAGCAGAGAGGAUGUGUUCAUAACUAGUAAGCUGGGGCCUAAAGACCAGGGUGCGGGGGCCAUGGCUGCAGCUCUGCACAGUCUGUCAGAGUUGGACCUGGACUGGAUCGACCUGUACCUGAUCCACUGGCCUGGGACUCAGGGCCUGGAGGUGUCGGACCACAGGAACCCUGAGAACAGACCAGUGAGUUGGUCUGCGCUGGAGCAGCUGCAGAUUCAGGGGAAACUAAAGGCCAUCGGAGUCUCCAACUACACCCCCCACCACCUGAGGGCGCUGCUGAGGGACUGCACUGUGGUCCCCGCCCUGCUCCAGGUAGAGUUCCACCCUCGCCUGCCUCAGGUCCAGUUGCGGUCCCUGUGUGCUGAGGAGGGGGUGGUGUUCCAGGCGUACUCAUCUCUGGGCAGAGGAGAGCUGUGUUCUGACCCUGUGGUGCUGCAGGUGUCUGAGGCCUGCGAGCGCACUCCUGCACAGGUGUUGCUGCGUUGGGCUGUGCAGCAGGACAUUGGUGUCUUGCCAAAGUCCUCGUGUCCUGAGAGGAUUCGCACCAACGCCUCCAUUUUCGACUUCAGCCUUAGUUCUUGA